AUGGUAGAAAAUUGGAUUUGUGAGCAGCUCAUCAAUGGAGCAAAAGAAAAGAAUCUUGUUGUGAAGGGACCAAUUCGCAUGCCCACAAAAAUACUUCGUAUUACAACGCGUAAAACGCCUUGUGGCGAAGGCUCAAAAACUUGGGAUCGAUUUCAGAUGCGGAUCCAUAAACGUCUGAUCAAUAUGCAUAGUCCAAGUGAUGUAUUGAAACAGAUUACAAGCAUUUCGAUCGAACCUGGUGUUGAUGUAGAAGUUACUAUCAAUGAUUCCUAA
Acanthocheilonema viteae is the source of this 273-nucleotide messenger RNA. The record is from the annotation of a GenBank genome assembly. NCBI's taxonomy places the organism in Eukaryota, Metazoa, Nematoda, Chromadorea, Rhabditida, Onchocercidae.